AUGUCCUCAACUUGCAAUUUAUGGGAACGUUUCUUUAGUUUAGGUAUGCGCUCCGAAGACAUCGGAGAAACUGCGACCGGUCAUCCGAAAUGCAGAAAAUCGAGCCUCAUUCACGACCUUGGGCAAAAGAUAUUAGACAAGGCUAAUCUAAUUCUCCGGUCACGACUGCUAACUUCCCACUGGAUCUCGAGCAGCCGUUUGGUCUUGGCAUGUAUGAUUAGGUUCAAAAUGUAAAACGAUCGCUAGGGAGUCUAUCCUUUAUAUUGACUAGUGCAUUUUCUGGGCAUGCGGUCACAAGACUUUUAUUCAUACUCUCGGUGAUUGAGUUUUACCGAUUUUUCGUUACUUCUAGUUGAAGAGUAACCCACUUCAGUAAAGUCGCCUGAUGGACGAACCCAACACGUGCCUCCUAAGAAGAUAAUGAUUGCACGGUCUUCCAGUCGCUGUAGUAGACGUGGGACAUGAUUUACAAUGUAUUUCGCGGUACUUCCUUUGGUUUUACAGAUUCCCUCACAUAUCACAAUAGUUUUCAGUAAUAACAGUCAUUCGUUAUCGCGACGAAUAUUUUGACCUGUAAUUUUUACCUCCUUUCUUUGUCAUUCAGUGCAUCAUUCUUAGACUGCAUCGUGCUUGCAGUUAGCGUGAAUCUUGAGUCUUUUUUCAGGGACAUCAAAAUGUCCUCGCUAUGCCAAUGUCGAAUUGCUUGCGGAUAAGCUGGCCUUCAAUCUGCCCAAUUUCAAAGUCUCGAAGCUCGUCCUACAGGCAGAAGAAUGGACAGUUAGUUGUAUUUCCCUUUAAACUGUUAUAUUUUCUAGAAGUUUGCCAGUCAGCUUGCGCAUGAAAAUCGGUGGCCUUUGCUUCCAUCUCCCAUAAUCUGGAGAGAACUAGUUGAUCGCGGCGGCAUGAGUACCUUGAUUGGCGGCGCUAAAGACUUCCAGGAGUAUGCGAAGGCCUACUACGACCAGGAGUCCUCUUUUACAACGCAGCAGUUGAUGGGCUUUGUGGAAGACAACAAGCGCUACAAAAGACAGGACAUCGAAUUAGCACUGUCAUACAAGCCCUCUCGCCCUUUACCAAAGAUCGUUACUAUCAUCGGUGCCGACUCCCACUGUGCUCACCGGCUCUUAAUGCUUCUGACUCUGCGGAAAGAGGUUAAGGCGGAGAACAAGAUCAGCCUCCGUCUUUUUUCUGAGGACCCGACGAAGGCCGCGUGUCUUGACGAGGUCAAGUCCCAAGUUGAAGAUAGCGCUUGCCCGAGCAUCCAGUCUGUGAAUGUGGAGUAUACUCUAAUGUCAGCUGUCAAAGAUGCGUCUUUGAUUGUUUUACUAGAUGUAGUUCCGCGACUGCACUUUCAUCGAAGUUCAUCUUACCAGACGGCAAACAGCUCUUACGCUGUCCUAGAACCAAGGGAGGCGUGGCUUUCGCGGCGUUUUGUGUUCUUACAUCGCCUGGGAUUACAUGUCGCACAACACUGUCCAGCCGAUGUCAAGGUUCUCGUGGCCGGUUCCUUGAGGCUCUUCGAGAAGGCUGAACUCGUCGCCGCACCAAUAAAUUUUGAUGUGCAGGCCCUGUUUACUGCUUGUGGCGGAAAGUUGGCAACCAGAAAUAUUGUCGGCCUUGUCAGGCCUCUGGAAUGGCGUUUGAAGGCCGCGAUCGCAAAGAAAUUGGGUGUACGCUGCUGUGAUCUUGUUGAUUUGAUUGUCUGGGGCAAUAUUGAUCAUCGUUUCCACGUGGACAUUUCGAGGGCACGUAUUUAUCGACGACACGGCAAGGACGAUGCAAUUAUCGGUCCCUCCUGGUUCAACCUCGAUGCGGAGCCUCUGAUAUGGGAUGCUGAGUGGCUGAAAGAAAACUUUGUGCGGGAAGCCGUUGAGAAGAUGAAGGUACCCGCCCGCUACCAAGCUGCGUACUGCCACGCGAGUGCCAUCGCCAGUUUCAUUGAUCAGUGGCUGUUCGGAAAGGUGGAAAGGGAGGAGAUGCUCGAAUCUCUGGUCCUCAUUUCCGAUGGUCAGACUCAGUGGUACCAUCCUAUGCUUAAAUACUGUUCAUUCAUCAGUCGUUUAGAUGUAUCAUGGUAACUUUAGAAUGAACCGCUAUCCCCCACGAAAUCCAGGAUAUCAACAUUGGACCACAACUCUAGGGUCAUAUCACUUUGAAUAUAUUGAGGACUGCAAACAAGUGGUCCGGUUAAAAUUUAGAUUUAAUCCAUUGUGCAGUCGGCAAUCUCUUGAAAGCACAAGUUAGCAAAUGAAUGUUUAUCUCUCGCUGACUUCUAAUUUUAUUUCUGAGUUAUUCUUACAAGAAAAUCUCAGGAGUUCAUAGUCAUCUCCCAAUUUUUUAUAUUUCAAGGCUGUUAUGGUGUGCCUCGGGGUGUAGCAUUUUCAUUUCCCGUUACAAUGAACCCAUCCGGGUGUUUUGCUGCUAUUGAGGACAUUCCGAUGGACGCUGAUAAGCAGACGGCUAUCAAUAUGUGUAUAAAGGUGGGUUAAUCUGCCUGCUCAUUUCCCAACCUUUUCUUAACUUCUCCACAGACUCAACCUGACUGGAACGACAGGCCAGAUACUCUCAUGAAGAAAACGCCCUGAAGGCCAUGGUCAUUUAUUAGUUGUCCUGCGUAUCAGGGUAUCCAUAACUAACAUAGCGGCGAAUUAUGGUUCCGUCCUCACAAGUUUUGAUGCAGGGCUCCUUUAUUGUGGCCUAAACACUUAGGAGGCAAGCCCGGCCAACCCUUUCUCGAUGAAGAUGAAUGAUGUAUCAUACCGAUAGCACAGGCAUCAGCUGAAAGCUGGUUAUUAUAACUUGACAGAGCUGGGCCUGGCAGGUUCUUGCCUGUUCGUGACCUCUUUCACGCAUGCAGAACAUGUUUGCCUGCAGAAGUUAAUGGAUCGGUGUUCUGUUGGGAAAAAUCCGGUGUUUUAAGCUCUGCGCGUUUUUGGAUUCUGUGUAAUAAAUCUAUGGUUGACCGCACUGAGCUCCACUGCUUUUCAUACCUCCCAUCUCUCACGUAUUUUUGUGAGAAUCCUAGGUAUCAAAAGUCCCCAUUGUAGCUCACAUUUACGUUUUGUUAGCGCAAGUAACGAUCCGCACACUACGCAAGUCUGCAUUUUCAUGUUUGUGCUUUACAUAGGUAAGGCCCUAUCAUAAGUCUGUGGAAGCCUGUAAUGAUGUGGUGUUUCACCUCCUCCCCUCCCCCUCCUCCUCGCUUUGCUUAGGAUGUGCUGGAGGACUGGGCGGUUGUCAACCCGGUGCUCCUGGAGAACUACCUGGAUGAAAUAAAUCGUUUUGGCAACGCAAUUCCUCCUGCGGCGCUGAGUGACGAGGUGACCCUUGAAGUCGAUCCUGAGGCCAAAGCCUAG
Molecule: messenger RNA, 3356 nt
Organism: Spirometra erinaceieuropaei
Lineage: Eukaryota; Metazoa; Platyhelminthes; Cestoda; Diphyllobothriidea; Diphyllobothriidae
Source: the annotation of a GenBank genome assembly